UUUUAUAGUUGGCCUCAGAGAAGAGCAGCAGCAACAUGGAGCCCUUCCCCCAGUCUGCCAGUAUGCAUAUGAACUUUGAGGACACCCAGGCGGUCCUGGAGGACUACGCCGACGUGGUCCAGUACGAACGCGGCCAACUCAAUCCCGACGAGCACCAGGCCGACCCUCUAGACAAAGCCUCCACCUACAGCUUGACCAAUGUGGUGCCUCAGAUCAGGGAGUUCAACUUGGGUCCCUGGACCGAACACCAGGACCUCAUCCGCAAACGCCUCAACAACUACUGCCGCGGCAAAGCCUUCGUGGUCACCGGGGUCACCACUUCGGGCCACACCAUACGUCGCAACAACCUGGACCGGGUGGCCGUACCGGAGUACGUGUGGUCAGCCUACUGCUGCAUCGAGUUCGACCAGAAUGCCCCGUACUUUGUGCGCUACAAGUUCCCCGUAUUUGGAGCUUAUGGGUUGAAUGAUCGCAUCAACAACCACAUGGUAGAAGUUCCUCUCAAAAAUCUGGAGAAAUUCCUCAAGGGAAGGAUGGAUGUGGACAAGAACUUCCAGAUUUUCUAUAAUGAUUGUGUGCCAGAGAGCUGAGAGAGAGAGUUUAAAAUGAGUUAGAGAUCCAGCACUUGACUGCAGAAAGGUUUAAUGUUCUUGCAGUUUGAAUAUGCAUAGAAAUAAGAUGUGCUGUGAAUUUAGAUGUAUUGCAAGAAAUAAAAAUUGAGUCUGUC
This is a messenger RNA of Acanthochromis polyacanthus (spiny chromis), 727 nucleotides long. RefSeq names its product endonuclease domain-containing 1 protein-like. Lineage: Eukaryota; Metazoa; Chordata; Actinopteri; Pomacentridae. Bases 36 to 590 code for a protein of 184 amino acids. Gene Ontology annotation, molecular function: nucleic acid binding; hydrolase activity; metal ion binding. The record is from RefSeq and is a predicted model, not a curated record. The transcript has a single exon.